UUAACCUCGCCUAUUGCUCGUUACAAUGUCAUCUUUGUGCUAUCAGUCUGCCGCGGUAUUACAACUGUACCAUCACUCCACAUCAAGGAAGGCGCCCGUUUGCCGCAGCAGGACUGUAAUUUAGGAUGGACGCCAAACUGCUGUACAUUUCUGUCCUUGCUGUGCUGCUCCUGCAUGCCAUCCCUGUUACUCGCGCCGAGUUUCCUUUCCGGGAUGUCUCCUUGUCGUGGGAGGAGCGUCUUGAUGACCUCAUUCCAAGACUUUACCUGGAUGAGAUCGCCUCACAGAUGGCCAGAGCCGGCUAUGGACCGAAUGGCCCAACGCGACCCAUCCCAAGACUUGGUAUCGGCCCGUAUAACUGGGUCACCGAGUGUCUGCGCGGUGAUGUCGAUUCUGGGAAUGCAACAUCAUUUGCAAUGCCAAUCGGUCUUGCUGCAUCAUUCAGUGUUGACCUAAUUACUGCUGUUGGCACAGCAACGAGUACAGAAGUUCGUGCCAAGUAUAACAACUACACAAGCCACGGGAUAUACAAGGAUUUUGGAGGACUGAGCUGCUUUAGUCCUGUCAUCAACAUCGUAAGACAUCCCCUGUGGGGAAGAAUUCAGGAAACCUAUGGUGAAGAUCCUUUCAUGACUGGAGAGUUGGCCAAGGCAUAUGUGGCUGGUCUGCACGGACCCAACCCACGCUAUGUCCGUACCAGCUCAGGAUGCAAACACAUCUUUGCCUACGAUGGACCUGAGGAUAUACCAUCUUCUCGAUUCUCGUUUGAUGCCGUUGUGAGUGAGGCAGACAUGCAGAUGACCUACCUACCAAUGUUCCAUGAAUGUGUCAAGGCGGGAACCUUCAACUUAGUAUGCAGCUAUAACAAAAUCAAUGGCAUUCCGGCCUGCACCAACAAGAAGUACUUGACCGACAUCGUCCGCAAUCAGUGGGGCUUCAAAGGGUACAUCUCGAGUGAUGCCUCGGCCCUUGAAUAUUUGUACACCAGACAUAAAUACACCCAGGGACCACUCGAUUCAGCUGUGGCUGCUGUCCAGGCUGGGUGUAGCCUGGAGCUAUCAGGCAAACGGAAAAGAGUCUACACACACCUGACCCAGGCCGUAGAGCUGGGCCUGGUCAGCAUGGAGCAGAUGACCACUCUAGUCCGGCCGCUCUUCUACACCAGGAUGAGGCUCGGGGAGUUUGACCCCCCAGAGAUGAACCCUUACACCAAGCUGAACGUGGACGAUGUGGUGGAGAGCGCCGCGCAUCAAGAGCUGGCUGUGUCGGUAGCUGUCAGGACGUUUGUCUUGCUUAAACACACUGAAAAGGUCCUGCCCGUUGGAAAGAUCGGAACUGUGGCCGUUGUCGGCCCUAUGGCAGAUUCGCCCUACGAUCCGUUCGGAGACUACCCACCAGGCACUUCCCGUGAAUACAUCACUACAACCAGGGAAGGUUUGAAGAGUAUCGCCUCAAAAGUGAAAUAUGCUGGUGGCUGCAAUGACCCUAGGUGUGACAAGUACAAUCAGAACGAAGUCAUCAAUGCCGUCACUGAUGUGGACUUUGUUGUGGUGUGCUUGGGCACAGGUACAUCGAUAGAGAGUGAGAUGCGAGACCGUUCCAACAUGGACUUGCCCGGUUCUCAGUUGAGGCUUCUACAAGAUGCUGUCAAAUAUGCCAAGGGUCGACCUGUGGUUCUACUCCUCUUCAACGCCGGACCGUUGAAUGUCACCUGGGCUGAUGAAAGUCCCGACGUUCACGCCAUUGUGGAGUGUUGGCUCCCUGCCCAGGCAGCAGGCUUGGCUGUCGCUCGUUUUAUGACCAAUGGCCCGGAGGGCAAUCCUGCAGGAAGGCUACCGUUCACAUGGCCGGCUUCUAUGGAUGAUGUGCCUCCAAUGACCAACUAUAGUUUCUUCAAUCGUAGUUAUCGCUUCUUCACUGGCACCCCCUUCUACCCGUUUGGUUAUGGUCUGUCCUUCACGGAGUUCAACUACGACAGGGUCGUGGUGUCCAACCCUCUUCUCAAACCCUGUGAUGAUAUGCACGUCAGUGUGACCUUGACUAAUGUUGGCCAUUAUGAUGGAGAUGAGGUGAUUCAGGUCUAUAUCGGCUGGCCGGAUGCAGUCUACCCGGUACCCAACCUCCAACUAGGAGCAUUCCUCCGUGUGAAGACAACCCCUCAGAACCAGAUUACCAACUACCUGACCAUUCCAGCCCGUGUGAGGGCAGUCUACAACGAACAAGGUGAAACCCUUGUCGUUAAACCUGGCAAGUUCUAUCUCUACGCCGGUGGUCAGCAGCCUGGGCAGAAGAGACGCAUAAGCUCCAAUGUCCUGACAUCUGCUUUCACCGUGAUGGGAUCGAUGACAAAACUAUCAGACUGCCCUCCAUAGUUAACAGACGACAUGUAAUAUAAGGAGCACUUGCAGGGUACAUUGUUAGCUAUUGAAUUCGUAUGCAGUGUUUUUCAUUUCUCUGAAUGGUUAAGAAUAGUAAGAAUGGUCCACACAUUUCAGUCCUUCAUCAUAUGCCCAAAUUAAAUGAUGGACUUCAAACCGUUUCUGCCUCCUUCAAUGUACUGGAUUGUUCAAUGCACAACAUUAUUAUGCAAACGUUUGGUAUUCACAUAUUAAUUGUGAUUAUCACUCCGAAUUGGACCAACACCCCUAUUUCAGGAGACAGGAUGAUAAAAGAAACAAUUCCAAAUAUUAUUUCUAUUUUUGGUAUUCUCAAACGCUUUUGGAGCAUUUGAUAUUCCUUGAGUGUUUUUAGUUUGUAGUACAGAACUCAAAGAGUUUUAAUAGUGACAACGUUUUUGUAAGAAUCGAUUUGUACUGACUAACUGUUUUAAAGACUAUUU
Patiria miniata (bat star) is the source of this 2839-nucleotide messenger RNA. Its product is annotated as probable beta-D-xylosidase 6. Gene Ontology annotation, biological process: arabinan catabolic process; xylan catabolic process. Gene Ontology annotation, molecular function: alpha-L-arabinofuranosidase activity; xylan 1,4-beta-xylosidase activity. Gene Ontology annotation, cellular component: plant-type cell wall. Bases 126 to 2372 code for a protein of 748 amino acids. The transcript is spliced from 11 exons. The record is from RefSeq and is a predicted model, not a curated record. Lineage: Eukaryota; Metazoa; Echinodermata; Asteroidea; Valvatida; Asterinidae.